This is a messenger RNA of Armigeres subalbatus, 1713 nucleotides long. RefSeq lists its product as uncharacterized. The record is from RefSeq and is a predicted model, not a curated record. NCBI's taxonomy places the organism in Eukaryota, Metazoa, Arthropoda, Insecta, Diptera, Culicidae. Bases 1 to 1713 code for a protein of 570 amino acids. The transcript has a single exon.
AUGUCCGCGUCGAGUUCCGGUUGCUCAGAAUCGACUAAUUUCAACGCGAUCCAAGAUGAUGAGCUACAGCAUACGACGCAGAGCUCAGUAGCUACGACUUUUGCGUCCAACGUUUCAACGGAUCUGCGAGAGCAUCACAUGUUUUUAUCGACGGCGUUGGUCUCCAUAAAAGAUUGCAACGGGCAAUCAUAUUUAGCGAGAGCGCUUUUGGAUAGCGGUUCCCAGACCAACCUUAUUUCGGAACGAUUAUGUCAAAUACUGAAGCUACCGAGGAAGAAAGUCAACGUACCCAUUUCCGGCAUUGGGAACUCCCUGAUGCAAGUGUCACACUCCAUAACUGCAACGAUAUUUUCACGUACUACCAACUAUGCCGUUCCCAUGGACUUCCUAGUGUUGAAGAAAGUUACGAACGACCAACCAUCGGCGACGAUUCCAAUAGGAAGCUGGAACCUCCCAUCGGAUAUGAAUUUAGCGGAUCCUGGUUUUAACAAACGUGGAUCCAUCGAUCUUCUUCUUGGAUUGGAAUACUUUUCUGAAUUUUUGCUGUUAAACGAUGGACGCGUGCAAAUCAAAAACUUAGGUGAUAGGCUCCCUCUUUUCAUACACACAGUUUUCGGUUGGAUAGCGGCUGGAAAGGCUGAUUUAGGAAGCAUAAUGCCCCUCUCUAGUUAUCAUGUUGCAAUCGAUAAUCAACUUGAUGAGGCUAUUGAACGGUUUUGGAAAAUUGAGGAGAUUCGCGAUGCACCCAAGCAAACACCAGAGGAAAUGGAUUACGAAGCACACUAUGCAGCAACUGUCGAAAGGAACGAGCAAGGACGCUAUGUGGUAGGUCUCCCAAAACGGGAUUGUUUCGCUGAAAGAAUAGGUGAGUCGAAAAGCAUGGCAUUACGUCGAUUAGUACAACUGGAAAGGCGUUUCAAGGAAGACCCAGGACUCCAUGCGCGGUACAAUAAAGCCAUUCAGGAAUAUUUGGACAACGAUCAUUUGAGACUUGUGCCUCUAGCAGAAGAAGGAAGUGAAAGACGAAUCGUUUGCUAUUUACCUCAUCAUCCCGUCUAUAAGGAAACAAGCACAACAACCAAAAUUCGUCCAGUGUUCGACGGUUCAGCCAAAACUACGAGCAAUUCCUUGCUGAACGAUUUACUUCUAACGGGACCUGUAAUUCAGGAAACUCUUUUCAAUUUAUUGCUCAGAUUUCGGAAACAUAAGUUGGCGCUGGUUUGUGACGUUGAAAAAAUGUACCUCCAAGUUUUGGUUCAUCAUGAAGAUAGGUCAUUAAUGCGUUUUGUAUAUCGCUUUUCUACAUCUGACCCCAUCUCGACGUAUGAAUUUCAACAAGUUACGUUUGGUUUGUCGUCAUCGUCCUUCCUAGCGAUUAUUACGUUGCGUCAGUUGGCAUUCGACGAAGGAGCCGCUUUGCAACAAGCGAAGACAGCACUCGAGGAAGACUUCUAUGACGAUUAUAUCGGUGGAGCAGAUUCCGUGGAAACGGCGAUUCAGCUGAGGAAAGACUUACAGCAGUUGUUAGCUAAAGGUGGGUUCCGUCUAAGAAAGUGGAAUUCUAAUAUCAAGGAAGUUCUGUUCGGAAUGCCCGAGGAAGAUUUGGGCAUUGAGCGCACCUUGACAUUCGAUAAGGAGGAAAGCGUCAAAACAUUGGGAGUAACGUGGAAUCCAGGAAUCGAUUAUCUAUUGAUGUCACGAAUUCUACAAUGA